Molecule: messenger RNA, 356 nt
Organism: Salvelinus sp. IW2-2015
Lineage: Eukaryota; Metazoa; Chordata; Actinopteri; Salmoniformes; Salmonidae
Source: RefSeq, a predicted model, not a curated record
AUGUGGAUUCURGGUCAGUGUGGUCUGACAGAGGGUUGCUGUUCAGAUCUGGCCUUAGUCCUGAGUUCACCCAACUCACAACUGAAACAACUGGAGCUGAGAGACAAUGACCUGCAGGACUCAGGAGUUACACUGCUGUCUGCUGGACUGGAGGAUCCAGACUAUAAACUACACACACUGGGGCUGUCUGGCUGUCUGGUCACAGGGGAGGGCUGUACUGCUCUGUCUUCAGCUCUGAGGUCAAACCCCUCCCACCUGAAAGAGCUGGACCUGAGCUACAAUCACCCAGGAGACUCUGCAGGGGDACUGCUUUCAGCUGCUCUGGUGGAUCCCACAUAUAAACUGAUGAAGCUGAA